Hyaloscypha bicolor E is the source of this 1020-nucleotide messenger RNA. RefSeq lists its product as uncharacterized. Lineage: Eukaryota; Fungi; Ascomycota; Leotiomycetes; Helotiales; Hyaloscyphaceae. The transcript is spliced from 2 exons. The record is from RefSeq and is a predicted model, not a curated record. The coding region runs from base 1 to 1020 and encodes 339 amino acids.
AUGAAAUUGGCAAUGGAUCGAGCUGAUAUUCCCCUUGAAGAGCCUCUGACCAGAGAACUGAAGCUCGAGGUCAAAUUACAACUAGAAGAAUACUGGAAAUUUCAUCGACGAGAUCUCAUGUUUCGAAGAAACACCAAAUUGUCCUGGGUUCUCACUGAAAAUAUGAUAACUCUGGAUGAAGCUACUCCCCAGCUGAAGCCUAACAAACUCAGCCGCUUUUGCAAUAAGCCUACAACGCUCUACCUUUCACCAUCGGGGCAGCGAAACAAUGUUUGCCCUACGAUAAUUCUCGGUUGCAUCUACAAAGACUGGUUUCUCCGUUACGACAACGAACCUAACUUCGAAUUUGGUCGUUUCUUUGCAGGCCCGGUUCGGAUCACUUCUACUGGUCCUCAAGCAGUGGUAGAUAUUGUUCGAUCUCACAAAUCCCUCUGCGACCAAGCAUCCUGGCUCCUCACAAGUCUAGACCGAGGGGAGAAGCCUUCUCCAUGUUGUAAACUCACCACACAGACUCACAAACUGCUCCCACUAUGCAGAGCCAUCAUUCUCGUCCUCGACGAGCUGGAUGAAGAUGUAAAGGAAGAUGAGGACCGGCGCAUCAGUCUCGAUGAGUACUCUCAGGCACAAAGCGUAUUGAUGGUCAGGACAGGAGAUGAAUCCCAUUUGAGUACUCGGAUAACAUUCGAGCACAUCAGGAAACAAGCAUUCCGACUCAAAAGAGACGAUUGCGAUUUGGAAGGCAUUGAAGUAAUCCGGGUCUCUCUUGCGUUGGUAGUCGACUUCGUUACGACUUUGCAGCAAAGAGAAGACGUUGCAACGCCAAGUGGAAUGAAUAACCAUACCAUAGACAGAUCUCUUUGUCCAUCGGAUGACCAGAACAGCUAUGUCGAUCUUGCUCUCAGCGCUGAUGUAUGGGCAGAGAAGAUCUUGCAACAAACUGAUGAACUUGGAUUCGAGAAUUGUCUACUUCUUGCCGGAAACACAACCACACCUGACCUUAUCCUCAACGCUCUACAAUGA